AAAAGGCCUCAGUUGCACAGAAGCAUAGCGCCUUCAGUCGCCAGCUUUCUUUUUCUUUACUUUUAUAGAAACCGAAUGUAGAUUAGAAUCACCCUCUUUCCUGAAUACCUGUCUUCGGCAUUUCUUCAGGCACCAGUAGCCGUUACUUUUGCGUGAAAGUCGCGUGAUAAGAGUUCGCUUCAACCCUUCGUAGUCAAUUUCCAAUAUGGCCGGGAUGAAACCGAGAGCUGGCAGCUACCUCGACGGUUUAGAACUUCAACUUCCAUUGAGAAAAAAUACUUUAGAUACUGCUCCUAACACCGUACUUUCUCCAAUAACAGAGCUAGCAAAGAAUCUGGAGAACAGGUAAGCUUGUAUUUCUUCUUUCGUUUUAAACACAAAUGGAGGCAUUUGAUAUCGAACGACUUCUAACUUUCCAUAUGCACUCCCAAACAAAACAUCCUCGUUAGCGACCAUGUUUUCUUGCUUCUUCAUUUCUGUAGUUUGGGGAGGACUCCUAAAAGAAAGCUUUCAUUGUCUGGAAAUGAUUGCUUAACACCGAAAGUAAACGGAACUUUUCAAAGAUCGCUUUCGACAACGUCGAACGAAUCAGGUAAUCCUUUUGAAGAAAAUUUUGAGUAUUCUGUGCAUGCGAGCUGACACAGGAUCGAGAAUAAUUGUCCUGGAAGGUUUAUGAAAUUUCCUUCUUCAUUAUUUUUACUCUUUUCUUCUUCUUUCUUGUAGGUUAUUGCCCUGAUUCACCACCUCCUGGAUUUGAUUUUGACUCGCCAUCAAUGGAAGUGCUUAGGUGAGCAGGAUUUUAUGCAUCCAGUGAUGCCGGAAUUUGGUUAUUUUUGCCCCGCAAUUUUGCGAGAGUUUUAUCGAGGUUUUUCGUUAAAUAAUACCGCUUUAGGUGCUGCUCAGCUUAAAAAAACUAUCCUUUUACCUGUGUUAAUUCAAUUUUUAGUUUAUUUCAGACAGUAGAUGUACCACGCUCGAUCAGUCCAGUUUUUAUAGAAUGUUUAUUUGCAAUGCAGUGAGCUUUUUGUAAGUCCAUUGUUAAAUCUUUCAUUAAACAAAAUUUUCUUUGCUUCUGCGACUACACAAUAAAAGACUUAUAAAAUCAGUCAAACUACUCCAGUCAUGACAUGGAUGCUCACAAGUACUCACCGGGCUGUACUCGCCGAAAGGCCGCGAAAAAAGUGGAGAACCACAAAAUUAAUGAACUUAAGCUUAAUUAGAGAGGUAAAACGUCAGUUACUGUAGGAGAUAGAAACAUUUUAUUUCGCUACAGAAAGGUUGGUGAUUUGCUUGUUUUAUCUCUUAAUUUAUGAGGUAGUCGUAACUAAAGUCGAGUCUGUAUUUUUUCUCAUUUUUCAGAUAUAACGCCGAGAAAAGGAGACAGAGGUUUGUGUGAUAUGUGUCUUGUUAAGCUAAUCUUGAUAUUCACAAUUACAGGUCUAAAAAGAUUUUUUGUUGAAACCGUUUAGAGAUUUGACAGUAAGUGAAUACAGCAGGUUAGAGCCUUUCCUGAAACAUCUAUAUUGUUAAGUAAUUCAUGCCCAAUAGCACGUGUAGCCUCCAAGAAUUCGAUCAUUUAAAAUUAAAUCCGUGGUUUUCAGUCCAGCUGUUUUUUCAGUACACGUGGUCUCCUAUUGUUCAAAGAAUCCUACUGAUUGACAAUUAGGCCCCCAUAAAUAAAGCUUGAUUGUUGCUGUUAUUGUUCAAAAGGUGUAUAACGUUAACCAUUGGAAAAAUCUCUAUUUACUGGAUAGGGCAAUAAUUGGUUUCCCUAGUACUUAUCCGUUGGAUGGUGAUUUAUCCUGUGGAUAACACUAUUCAUCUUUAGAACAACCUGGGCCAGCUCAAUAAAGUUUUCUAUAAUUAUUAUAAUUAUGCUGCAGCAGCUGUAUCUGCUGCUUUUUGUAAUUGUGUUAAAUAACUUAAAUUGCUUCAGUUUACAUAAUUCUUAAUGCAGAAUGAUGGAGCAGCGACUGUCCAAAAUUAAUAUAUCUGUAUGACAUUGCUUAUUUUCUUUUUUCCUUUUACUAGACGGCCUUCUUUUAAAAGGUGGCAUUCUGUACCAGUAAGCAUCCUGUUAAAUUUUGUGUCAAUCAGUCUUAAAACUUUUCACACUGCCCCCCUUCCCUUUCCACUGUGGUAAUAGCCCACGUUUGAUAUAUUUAACAAUUAAUGAAUGAGGCUGAGUAUCUUGUGAAGAAUUAUGGAGAUCGAGGAGGGUGUUAUCCAUCGGGGCCGUAGGCCGAGGCUGAUGACACCCUCCGAGAUCUCCAAAAUUCUUCAUAUGAUACGAAAGCCAAAUUCAAUAAUUGUUUUAUUAUUCAUUCAAAAUAAUUCCUACUUUAAAAACACGGCUAAAACACGCUAAGCUCCAUCGAGCAUCGAUGUUAAGUUUAUCUUCGAUAGUGCAUGUUUAGAUUUGUCCAGCUCUGCAAAUAUUCUCCAAAUAGCAGAUGUCGUCCUUCGAGUUGCCUUCUUGCUGUUCUUGCCAUGUAUUUAGCUGUGUUUUCGCCUGCCAUUUUUCAAGUUCACAAUCAAAACAACUCAACCUCGUCCCCAGGUCUUCUCGGUUAAUGGUGCCUUAACCUGCGGAAAUGUUGCAUUUUUGACGUCAUUUCCUCGUUAAACACAAAAUUCUUCCAAAUUUGGUCAUCAGCAACUGGUUAUGGUGAAUUAAACGAGUGCUUUUAGCCAAUCAGAAUUGGGAAAAUAUUUUGAAUGAAUAAUAUUUAUAAAAUUAAACAUAACUCCGAGGCUGUAGGAUAAAAGUUGCAAAUUUUUCACCACUCCUUUGUCUCGCAAUUCCCAGAAGAGACUUGAGCACAAGCAAAACCAAACCAAAUAUAGAGAAAUUACCAGAAAGCCUCCGAGUCAUGGAAUUUUAAUAUAUCAAACAAGGGCUAUUUGAACUUUUGAAGUUUUGAGUUCUCCUGGGACAAAAAAGAGCAUUUAAAUGGUUAUUUUAGGGGCCAUAAUAUAAAAGUCAAUCUAAUGACAAUAUCUCUGGAGCUAAUCAUUAGUCUUACAUGACAUGAAAUGGCUGAAAAUUUAUUUAACUGAGCAUUGCCGUAUAACACAAUCGAUGCACAAAUAAGCACUCAGCUUCAACUAAACACCCUCCUUUGAAUUCCCUUACGAGUGCUUCUCCUUACAGAAUAUAAAGUAUACAGUACAUACAUUUUUAGUGAAAAUAGCACAAUCUUUGAAGUCACUAAAAAUGAUUGAAAUAAGUUGUUUCCUAUGAUCAGUUCCCCCUCUCUUGACUCAGAUUUAGUUUUAAAUUUAAGUGCCUCAGGCAAAAAUUCAGAUAUUUACAAUAUUAACUUUCAAAGUAUAGUGUGUCAGCUACACUUCUAUCCUACAGAAAAAUUCUUCCUUAAAUUCACCAAAAAAUUGAUUGUUACCAAUGAAUGUCCUGCAUCUAUCAAAACUAAUUUAGUUGUUUUGCAGCCUUUAGCCCUGUCAGUAUGAACUGACAUCUCAUUCAUUAUUAUUUGCCUUCCUUCUAAGGUAGUCAUCCUAGCUUUGAGAAAACAUAACUAUAGCAUUUACUUCCUCUUCUUCCCUUCUCUUCAGGGGGUUGUAAACAAACUUGACUUCAAGCUGCUCUUUUGGACAAUGACUUGCAUGGAUCUUUUCCAUUUUAGCAUUGCCCUUAUACUACUUGUCAAAGAUACCUGCUUGAAUGUGUACAAAAUAUUCCAUAUUAAAAUUUAUGUCUUUGAGAUCCGAACCCCAAAUAAUUAUUUCAUUAGGUGAAAAGUGGAGAGGAUCCGGCUUUCUCAGCCAACAAAGAAAACAUCGGAUUGAACUUUGACACUGAAAAGGAUGAUGCCGUGGAAAGAAAACCUUCCCAAACUUCGGAUACAAAAGAGUUUAAAUUUGCCCAGCCAAAACAACCAGUUGGAUGUAGAGGAUUACCAAAGUCAUCAUCAAGCUCUUUAUCAUCAAGAUCAUUGUCUGAUCCUUCACCACAAGUAAGAUCAUUUUUUGCCGCAUUUGGGUUGUUGUGGUUUGCUUAUCGACAUUUACCAGAUAGAUGAAUGAGCUGUCAUGCUAGCCUGUGAACAGGCUCUCUGUUUGGGGAAAAAUAGCGAGAAAAGAAAAGGGAAAGGGGGGAGAGAGCCUGUAGACAAACAUUUGAGGCCGCUAUUCCGCCUCUUGUAAUUAUCCUGCCGAUCAUCUGUCAGUAAGAUCGUUAUCGGUCAAUCAAUUUCGCGCGUGAGUAACUCCUGGGAAAAUAACAGGAAAUGAGUGGUGUUUUGCUCCGUCUGAAAACAAAGUGAAAUGGAGCAUGAACCUCAUUGUUGGUUUUGCAAAAAGUCGUUGAUCUCCGGUAAGAGGAUUAAUAAGCCGUUCGUCUUGCUAGUUCGGUUUGCAAUGAGCGUACUUGGAAUGCGGAAGGUACGGAUACUAUCAUGACUUCUCCAGAACGUGCAGCUUCGAAGACAAGCACAAAGAGAUCAGCAGCGCUUCGAUCGCCGACAGGAAUUACAUGGUAGGCCAACACGACUUUUACUUUAUGCCAAAUGCUGCUUGUUCCCACAAGUUUUUUCCUCUGCGGGGUAGAUUAUUAUCUGGAAGGUUCUACAUUUUCACUGAGCAAAUGUGAUUUUAGCCGCUUGUUUCACACUGAGAGGUCAUGGCAUACAUAUCGAUUUUAAUACUGUGGUUUUUGUUUCUGGUCGACAGGAUUUGCCUUGCUUUUUAUUCGGGUUUUUAUUGCGGCUGAAUAAGGGUCUUACUUUUCUCCAAAGUGCCUUCUCGAUCUGAAUAACUAAGCGACUUUCUUUAGUCCGUGAAUGUAAUGUUUUUCUGCAAUGUUGUAUUCUGACGCUGGGCCCAGCUCGUCAUUGUUUUAAAAGAUGGUUAUUUUGUAAGAUUGAAAUGCAGCUUAAACCGAAGCUACAUCAGCUAUGGAGAAUUGCAUUGUGCUUCGGUAACUAUAAACUCCAGCUCAGUGUUUUUUUUUAAAGACAGUUUGUGUUUCUUGACCGGAGCGCGUAGUUCCUCCCCGUGGUAAUAGUCUUUGGACUGUUUUGUUAUUGCCACUCUGUGAUCAAAUCGCGUGCUAUGUGCCGACCGAAAAGCCAAUGUCAAUCAGACCUGUCAACAGUCAGUGUUCUCGCCAAUAGGAGCUUGCAUCAGGAUCUGAUGCACAGCGGGUACCGUGGAACGGCGGCUCCAAAGGUCUGUCCACAGGCCUUUUCGCUUUUCCCUCUCCCCACCCCGCUCGACUAAAGGCCUGUUCACAGGCUACUGUCAUGCCUGCCGGUAUUUUGAGCCAUUAUUUUGAAAUUAUUCUACAGUUACUGUUAUUAAUUUAAAAGGACCCUUGAAAUAUUAGUUUAGAUUUUAUAUUCAAAGCACAGUCGAACCUCUGCCACCAGCCACUUUUUUUGGUCCACAUGGUCGGACAAAAAAUCCUCACAUUGACUCUUGUUUAAAACCUUUCUUCGACUGCCACUUCUUUACAAACGGCCACUUUCGUCUGUCUCCAAGGUGGGUGUUGUAGAGAGGUUUGUCUGUAGAAAGUUGCACCCUAGUGAUUACCGGUAACCUAUAAAGGACAACAUGUAUUUUGGGAUGCGGAUAGGUUGGCUUCAUAAACAUAUCAAGAGACAAUUUUUGCCAUUAUUUCCCUGUAGAUUUUUUUUACUUAUCAUCCUGUAUACUUAAUUUUGUAGUUACCUGUUUUUUGAACAAUCCUAUGAUUGUUUUUUCUUUUCACAGGCUCAAUCCAAAGGAUUUUAUAUUCCAUCAUCCCCAUCUGACAGUCGAGACAGUGGAACACAUGACUUCGAUUUUGAGGCUGAUGGGGAUGAUGAUGGGUUCAUUGAUGAUUUAGUUGAAGAACAAAGUAAAGAGGUAUGUCAUCUCAAGAUCUCGACUAGAAAAUAGCUCUACCACUUCUUCUACUGUGAUGCAUAAACCCUUGCUGGCAGAUGUCACGUAGUUGCAAGCCCAGCUGUUUGAGUGGACCCUCAGGAUAUAUUUCUAAAAUUUAAGGUACAAAUUGAACAUGGAAUUUGUUUGAAGGCAGCAGUUGAUGAGAUUGGAAGCUGUUGGAUAAGAUUGGGGGUUCCUGGAGCUAGCCUUCCUUGGGUAAAGGAUGCCCUGAAAAGUCCAUUUAAGUAAAUUAUGUUACUUUAAUGUUAGAUGUAAGUAAGGUUUGUCAAUCAUGGAAACAAUAUUUUAGCCAUAAAGGAUAGAUUUUCGAUCAUAUGUUUGUUGGUGAGUGUUGGGAAGCAAAUAUGCCGGAUUUUUUAUAUUUUGUGUUGCCCAGUUAGGUAAACCGCAAAAUGUUCCAGAGUGACUUGCUUGACAGAUGAGUUUUAUUUUCUUCACAGGAUGAUGCUUCUCAAAUGCCAUCAGGAAUAACAGACCUUGUCAGUGCUCCACUGGUAUCAACAGAGGUGUGUGUUUAAGAGUCCAAAAUGUGUGCUUUAAAAUAUUAUUUAUUUAUUAAAUACCAAGGGCCAGUGGUUAUUUAAAUGGAGUUUAGCCCGAGGUAGUUUAACAAAACUAUGUUCUCGGAGGCCAUUUUCUGUUUGCUGAAUGCUUUUAUACAUAUAUGUAAACACCAUUCAUUGUGAAAUGCAGUUUCUUGAAACCAUAGAAUAGUGUAGACUAGAAAAUUAUUUGUCUUCUUAUAAUAACCCACAAAAGAAGAGUCUUAGAGAUCUGGAGGUCCAAAGAUUUCCUAAAUGGUGGUCUAAGGUAGACUUUGUUUGAAUAACCGACCCUUAGUGUUUAAUGAAAUGAAUGAAUAUGUAACACCCAUGAAAGUGUUGCAACUGCUCAUUUCCCCUUUCCUUCGAUCAGGUUCUUCUCUUAGCAUUGCAAAGCAGCUUUUUUGGAUUUAAUGAGACAGUAUUUGCUUGGAGUUAUGUUCAGCUGGUGGUAAAAAAAAUAAUAUGAAAUGACCUUAAUUUUUCUUUUCAUUUCUUCAUAUUUGUGGGGUUUGUUAUAUAAAAUAAUAAUUGUCUCCUUUUUGACACACCCUGGAUAUGGUGAGCAAGUCCUUGAAGUAGCAAAACUUCAUGAAUAGCUGGUGUGAGAGGAGUAAAACCACAACUAGGGAAUCAAGAUGGUAGAAAUAAAUUAAAUUAAUUAAUGGGUCUAAUUUAAAGCAAGUUACUGGCAUAACCUCUAGUGACAUAUUGGACUUGAGUUUCUUAGUGACACUUAAUGUUAUUUUUUGUGGAAUUUUUUUGUCUACCGCAUGCCAAUUGAUCAUGAGGAACUUCUUUUUAAAAUUUUGUACAGGGAGAUGAAGAAUUGCCAGGUUCUGGGGACACACCCAAGGUAGUAAUGAUUUUGAAAUGCUAUCAAAUUAAGGAAGUCUUGUUUUGAAGCUUAUGCUCAUCAUCUAGUGAGUGAUGUACAUAUCGUAGUAUAGUAACUGUACUUGUCAUCUAUAAUUCAUGCAAUUGUUGUGCAUGUGAUUCACUUUGUGGUUUAAUUUUAUUCUGAGGUUAAAUGUAUUAUAUUUUUGGGUAUGGUAAUUUAUGAUAAUGAGUUUGAAAGAAAGGAAAAUAAAAUUUAAACCCGAAAAUAUGAAAUUAAAACACAGCAUAUGCAUCAGUUUUACAGUAAGUACGAGCGACUCAGUAGUUGGCUGAGAGCACAUGGUUUGAUUUAACAUUCAUGAACAAGAAACACAUACAUGUUCAAGUCUGACUUCAUUAUGUUUUCUUUCCCAGAGAAACAAAAUUUUUGGUCACUACACUGAACAAUAAUAUUAUUAUUAAUGAAGGAUUCCCUUCAGUUCAAACCAGCUGGUAAUACUUGAUGGAGGGCCUGGAAUAAAACAACAAGUGUUUCCUGAACAACCAUUAAUGUUUCCUUCUCUUUUCUGCUGUACUCAGGAAGUACAGGAGCCAAUUAAAACCUUAGGCUAUAAACCCCUUCAAUAUGUCAGUUUUUCUGAUGUUUUUGGGCUGGGUGCUUUAUUGUCUGUGAGAGGGGGCCAGGCAAUUGGCUGGGAGAUCAUUUUCAAAAUCUUGCUGAGUUUGGGGAGUUCAUUUUCAGAUAAGGGACCAUUAUUUGGGGGGUCAUUAUGAUAAAUUUUAUGAAAGUAGUACAAUGCAGUAACAAGAGUGAAUUGGAAUUGAAUGUAACAGCUGUAAAUAGUAUAGACACCAAUCUUAAAAACACGUCUGUAGAUAAAGUAUGUGGUCAACUUUUGUAACGGCAUGAUAUAUAUGUAGCUAGAAUGUUUGUAGUUUCCACAGCAAUUGGGAGAGGGGGCACUUUCACUAUGUAAAAUUUAUGGGGCGGGUUAGUUUGAAAAUCUUCCAGCUUUCUCAAAAUGGCUGGGCCCCCCCUCACAGGUAAUAAACGACGAGCCCUUUUGCAUCUAUCCUUCAUGACCAAGAUGGCAGAACUUAUCAUGUGAUGACACGUUUUUAGAAGUGUAUUUGACUCAAAAAUUUUAUUGACAAUGUUAUUGAUCUCUGUCAGUGCAUUUAUUUAUGAUAAGUAUAAUAACCAUUCUGUAGGCAUCAGGGCCAGGUUAUAAGCCUAGAGAUUUAUUCAAUGCCGGAAGAAACAGAGCCUACACCGUGGCAUCAGAGAGUCCAACAAAAGAAAGAUGUGCUAUGAGACAGAGGUCUAAAUCCUUUGCCCUCAAGGUACUAAAGUGUAUUUCAUAUAAUAGGCUUCAUUGUUUGUGAUGGAACAAGGCAGGAAAAAGUUGAGUAAUGGUGAAUUUGAAGGCAAACUAUUGCGCAUGAUCACCUAAUGUUAAAUGUUACAGCUGAGAGAGAGAGAGAGAGUGAGAGAGAAAGAGAUAGAGAUAGAGUUCAAACAAAGUAUUUUAUCGCUGAAUUUGAACACUUGUUAGGUUUUUUUUCGUCAAUCAAGGUGUUUAUUUCAAAAGGAUUUUUUCUACAGUAUAUAUCUUUUUAACUUUUUGCUUCUACAGAGGCCCAAUCCAAGACAAGAUCAAAGUCCAAACUUGAGAAAGAAGCUAAGGUACGUAAUUGGUUGCAUUUUACUUUCAAUUAUGCACAAGCGUUACUGUGAAACUCAGAAAACCGUGAACACAUGAAAAAUUUCUGGAAAGUUAAUUGUUUGGUGGCGAAACUAAUUACCGUUGCUGUUUGCGGUUUAGUUUUCUCAUGCCUUAUUGGUUAUUUCCUCGGAACAAAAUAACAUUCCAUAAAUAUUUCUGGUGUUCAUGGUUUUGUGACUUUCACAGUAAAGGAAAUGUUUCUCACAGUUAUUUCCUUUUUAUAGGCAGAGAUGUAUGUCAGUGAUUGAAAGUUCUGCAAAUCAUCCAUCUUUGCUUGAAAUGGUAGGGACUCUAUCCAGCUAUUUGUUAAUUGUUGUUUGUCUUCAACAUGCAGUUCAGUGGAUUGUCAAUAAAUAUAACAUGGUUUCAAGUUUAUUGGAUAUCCAGACACCAAAUUAUUGCAAGCAGUAGGUGAAAGAAAAUAAUAAGGUGCUGCAGUGCCAUGUGUAGCCAUGAUUCUUUUAAAGUCUGACUUCAAGUUGUCUGAAUAUUAUAUUGAAAUCUGAAUAUUCGCUUAAACUCAUUUCUCCCAAACCAUCUUUGAAACCUCUCUCAGGCUUUUGUAGCCAUUUUUCAGUACUUAGGAAUUAUUUACCCAAGUGGUAAAUGUGAGUUUGGAAUGGAAUUAACAAGUCCUUGACUUUGUUUACCUAGUAAAUAGAUCUGCCCAAACCGUGAACUCAGACUGGUUUUCUUACCUUAACAACCUUUCUGUUGAGUGUUGAUUUUGAAGUGUAGCUUAAAUUCAGAAUUCGGUAAUUAUUAGAUCCUGUUUCCAAUUCUCCUUUUAAUACAGCAUUGAUCUACAUUUCACUGUGCUCUUGUGUUUUAACAAAAUCAUUUUUGGGAGGCAAAUAUUUUUUCCAAACACUCAUUAAACAUUAAUUUUCUUUGCGAAGUUUGAGAACCAGCCCUUGGAGGCAAUAUUCCAUCCAGUACAAGAUGCCAGCUCUGCUUUCCUACGUCGAUCACAGUCAGCAACAUUUGAACAUCAUGAAGAUCUGGGAAACAUGCUUGAUGCUUCAGGUAGGGUUUUAAAAAGGCAAAGUUAGCCUGCAUAACAGGUGUUAUUUUUUCGCGUUUUCUAGGCUCGAGAUGGGGGAAGGCGCCGUGUCUCGCGCUCAACGCCCGCCUCACGCGUGCCUUCGCUCACCUGUUGUGCAUGCGAAGGCAAAGUGCUAGUGUUAGUAGACUCUUCCUCGUUUCAUCUUAGAGAUCUUUAGUUUCUAAGAUGAAUAUGACCACAAGAAUGAGAUUUUCUCAAUACUGUAGUGCCCAAGCGUGAACCAGCGUCAUUUUGGCGGGAAAAUGUGAUAGCCAUCGUCAUUCUACUACGAGUUUCAGCAAAAAUGUCUGUGGCAGUAACAAGUCAAUGGCUGAUUAUUUUUCAAGUUUCUUCAAUUAAAAAUAAUCGUGCUAGCUUUUCUGGUAAAGGAGAGUACAAUGAAGCUUUCCGGCGUCCCUUUUUUUACGCGAAAAACGUCUCGUCAACUUUCGUCCUCGUGGUAGCCCUCAGCCGUACUCGAAUCUAAAGGUCCCUUAUAUUUUUUGGCCCAAGUAUUGCAAUGUUUCUGUGGCGCCCAAUUAAAAGCCCUGCUAGUUAGAUGCGUAGGAUGGAAAAAUGCAUUCCUAUUUCUGAUAGUGUUUAUUUCAAUUGUUUUUUAUUCAGGUCAAAAAAAUGUUGUAGGAGAUUUCAGUGGGGUAGGUUUAUGUAUUAAACUGGAAUGCAGUUACAGUUUAAUAAGUUUCUUUCCUUUCUCCAUCAGAUCAAUAGAAACCCAAAAUCAUACAGAAACUAUCAUUGCGAUAGUGAAUGAUCUAUUAAACCUGAUAUAAUUACUUUGUGGCUGUAAUAUUCUCGAGUCGUUUAAAGUCGAACUUAGUUUACUUUAGUUUCUUGAUAUUUGUCAAGAAAGAAAUUACAUACAUAUAAACAACAGCAGGCCAACAGGAGAUGAAAACAAUGCAGGAACCCCAAUUGACUUUCAACCCCUAUAAUGUCUAAAAUUAUAUGACAGACAUACUGAAAUCAGGUGAAAAAAAAAAUGUCUAUGUAGGAAUACAAUCUUCAAUUAGCCCUGGCCAUACUGAGUUAUUUCAAUUUGAGGGUGUGCGUAAUAAGAAUACUUAGCCUGUUCUUAUAGUGAGCAUGUAGAAAAUUUUUAAACUGUUGAGCGUUAGGUAGCAUGCUUAAUAGAACGAGGGAGACUAUUCCACACCCUAACAGUCCUAUGGAAGUACGACUUAAAAGAAAUCUUGUUAUGAAAGGACGGAAGAUGGGAAUUUGCAGCGCGGGUAAUUUUUGAGCAGUGUAUCGAGGGACUGCGGGAACCAAAAAUGGACGAAAUAUGUAGUAUUAAACAAAACCAAACUUCAUUUAGCUUUUUAUUUUUUUAGCCUUACACCCUUCCAUCUAUACCUGGGCAACAUGAAGAUUUGAAGUGCUUAACACCAGAAACGGUAAUGUCAUUGUAAUAAAUAAUCAGGACCUAAUGACAGGUGCCAAGGAAAACUGUGCAUCUUGUUUUCCGUGCUGCCAGUCAUCAGGUGUUUUAAUUUGUUAUUGCCCCCUGCAUGGGAUUUCGCCCAGAAGGAAAAAUGGCUUGGCGCGAGUGGCACAUCACUGACUUCCCGCGGUUUUAAGGCACAUGACCUGAUCGCAUUCGAUUAGUUUUGUUCCAAGGCAUAAUUGAUACACAUUCUUCAUCUCAAUUUUGUUUUACUAUAUGUACUGUUUAUCUAUUUAUUUAUGAUUAUGUUCUUGUAAAUUCUUUUAGUUGUCUACAGUUGUAGAAGUAAACUGUUGUUGUUGUUUUAAAUGUACGUGGAGGUAGACAAUUUUUAGCCUCGGGAAGAAAAUCAUUCUUCAUAACCUACAGCAAUAAAAUAAAAUAAAAGUUCGGUUGAAGCUUUCGAAAACUGUCAAAACUUGUCAGUGAUCGUCACUGAUAUUUCUAGCCUGAGGUUGCAAAAUCAUCCUGUAUAUUUAAAGAAAAGAAGUAUUAUCCCUAGUCGCGAUUCAUCUCAGGUGAAAACCAACCGAAGGUGAAGGCUUUGAGGAAACUUUCAAAAUUGUGUUGGUGUACGAAGAACAAUGUCUUUUAUUAAUGUCCCAACAGAAGAAUUUUCAAUGACUCAUUUUUUUGCUUCCUUCUCUACAGGUUACUCGUGUUCUGGAGGGCGAAUACCCAGAUUUAGAAGCUCAUAUCAUAGAUUGUCGCUAUCCUUAUGAAUAUGAAGGGGGUCACAUCAAGGUGUGAUUUAAAAUUAUUAUGGUUUAAUAAUCAAGAUCAAAAUAUCUAUCCUUCCCAAAAGAAGAUUUUCUUUUGCGAAGUUCGUAGCAGCCAUAAAAAAAGAAAAAAAAACGUUCUUUUAAACUCGAUCGCGAUUAUUCUAACCUGAGAUCAGGCUCUAUUUUCUUUUCGCUUUGAAAAUUACAUUUCGGCGGGCAAAGGUCAGCGGUAGCCGUUAGAGAGAAUGUAUGAGAACCGCUAAAAUUGGGUCUGAUCUCAGGUUACGAUUAUUCCAACUCAGUUCAAUUUGCCGUUAAUUGAAUUUGUUCCUCGCGUUGGAUUCUUAGAGACUGCAGCCAUAGUUAGUAGAGGAGACUGGUUAUGAAAGGUAGAAAACAUCAAAGGUUGAAAACAACGGUGCUACAGUUGACGUUAGAAGCUUCCUGACCGUGCACAGUUUGUUCACUAGUUGUGACGGAAUCAGGACGGAAUAAAUUAACGUGACGUUUUCAUUGGUCAAUAAGAUCAUAAUUUUAGGAAUGCUGUUGAACAUUGCGUUUUUCUUCAUACAGGGAGCCGUGAACAUUUACACCAAAGAGGACAUGCUCAGUGAAUUUAUUGAAAAGCCGAAGAAAAGUCUGACGGGAAAGAAGACAAUUUUAAUAUUUCACUGUGAAUUCUCAUCCAAAAGAGGACCUGACAUGUGAGUUGAAAGAAUUCCUUAUCAUUAAUCAGGAAAAACUGUUCAUCUUUUGAAGUACAGUAAUUUUGUUACAAAUAGUUAUGGUUAGUCCUGGGUUACUCAUCUUGUGAAAAAUCAUGAAUCCAAGUCCAUAACCAAUGAGUCCCAGUUCAAAAAAAACAAAGAAUCCUAAAUUGGGCUUUUAUGUAACCAGACAGUUAAUCUGACUCCAAAACUCUGCCAUUACAGUUUACUGAAAUAAAAAUAUACUGCUUCUAUUGUAAAGCACAACAAAGACUAAAAAAUAUGCGUUGUUAAAAAGUAGCCACAAGAAUAGCGACAGAAAUCACACGAACAGGAUAUUCUACAAUAAAAAUCUUCAGAUGGGUCGAUCUGAUCGAUCGAUCUUUGCGUCCGGCAAUGGGACACAUGCCAUGAAUUAUUAAUUCUUGCGUCUUUGAGGAUUUUUGUCUCAGGGACGCAGGACGCAGAGGUAACAGAAUCACUGCAGUUAUAGCAAGGCAUUUACUGUAAGAAGAUUGCUUAAUCGAGUUUUUAUUUGUUUUUUAGGAGUCGAUUUUUACGGAACAAGGACCGCGACUUGCAUAUGUUCAAUUACCCAGAAUUAUUUUACCCAGAACUGUACCUCAUUGAAGGAGGCUACAAAGCGUUCUUUAGCAAAUGCAAGGUAACGUAACUGACAUUAGGGAGCUUAAGCAACAACGUUUUUGAGCGACGCACGUCAACCGGAAGUGGCCUUUUUUCAUUUUUUGACGGUGGUUUCGCGCAAAUUUUCAGUCAAAUCGCCUCUAUAAAAGUAAAGAAGCUAAGGAAUACAAAUUUUAUAUCAUCAAGGCAUGUUAAGAGGGAAAAUACCUCACUUCCGGUUGACGUGCGUCGCUCAAAAACGUCGCUGCUUAAGCUCCCUAUUAGGCUGAUUUAGCAACAGAACGGGAACGUCACUUGACAACGGCGCGCGCAAAUCAAACAACUGGCUUGACCAAUGGCAGGGCGGCAAAUUGGGUACCGAAAGUCGUGUUUAGUCCUUUCCGCGCACCUUACCGUCGCCAACUGACGUUCCCGUCCUGUUGCUAAAACAGCCUAAUGUCGGUUUUUAUAAUCUUACAACAGUUUCAUCUUAAUUUCUUUAUUAAUUGGUAGGUGAUUUUUCAACAUAUCGUCUUUUCAGUGAAAACUGUAACUUGUAAACUUAAAGACAAAUCUGGCCUUAAUUUGAACAGUUUGUUGGUUCAAGAACCCUUUUUUUGGGAGGGCCGUUUUUGGAAACAUUUUGUGUUCCGCAAGUGAUCGAUUAAGCGCCGCACCUUUACAGAGAAUAAUUUAAUAAGAGCCGCUUUCGAAUAAGCGCCGCGGCGUAAUUUGGGUAUUUUUAAAAUUAAUGACCCACCUUUGUUACGGCGCUCGAUAUAAGGACGUAAAAACCAUAUCGCUUAGGAAACUCUUGAAACUGGGUUCGUGUAGCGGUUCGAGGUGUACAUAUUUUGACUUAAUUCUCUCUAAAUUCUCAGUGUUUUACCCGUAGUUGAAAUAAGCGCCUCUCUUGUAUAAGCGCCGCACCUAUAACGGGCAAUAAUGAAAUAAGCGCUGCGGCGCUUAAUCGAUCAUUUACGGUAUUUGAAAUUAUUAGCCUCAUUUUGGGAAAGGUCUUUUCUGAAUUUCGAGAGAAUCAAAAUUUAACGCAUCGCUAAUCUUUUUUUUUUUUUUCAGGAAUACUGCGAACCCCAGAGUUAUCUACCAAUGAUAGACGAAAAUUUCUCCCAAGAGCUAAAGAGGUUUUCGAAACGAUCCAAAUCUGAGGGAAACAUUCUAACAAAAGGUUUCCGUCCUGGGCUUGGAUAUCGUUGCUAGAUUUGUAUUAUUUGCUUGUCUUCGCUGCUUUGCACCUUACAACAUCUCAACCGCGUCCGCCGGAGCGAGAGGGAGAAGAGUAAGGAAACCCUGGGAACGAGUUUGACAACAUCUUUAUUCAGUUCGCCUUAAAAUAUACGAGCUAUUGACUAACGUGAACACUACGCCGACGAAAUAUUUCCUGAAAAUUUCACUCCUCUAAACCUGCCUUAUUUUUUUUUUGAAAACUUGUAGGAAUUAAAAUUUUCCGGCUUAAAAUACUCAAAAUUGCCUUCUCUGUAAAUAUUUCUCGUCUCCACGAAUAAGAAGAAUGAAAGUUUUUCCAACAAAUGAAAGAUCUAUUUAAUAAUUUGGAUUUUUUGCCAUUUCUGCGUCACUAAAUUAGAAGCAUAAUAUAUUAUAUGAAGCUUGUUUGAUGAUCCAAAAUACGAGAAUAAUUUAUCAACAUCUUUGACAGUAACUAAAAUGCUGUGGCUUAGGUUGAAAGAGCUUGCCAUAUUAGUUUGAUGAUGUCAAUAAUCCUACUCAUGACUGUCCUGUGUAAAAUUAUCUGCCUGCCUACUUUGUGCUACAUAUUAAAAGGAAUCAAGUUAUAAUCUGCAGGCAGAUUGAUAAACAAAUAAUUCCCUUACCAUACUUUUAAUUUUGCUCUUAUUUUUCUCUUUCUGUAAUAUAUUCUUAACCAAGAUUCUGCUGUAUUUAUUGUUUGUUUUGGCAUGACUAUCGUGGCGAAUAAUUUGUAAAUAAAAUUGUUUUUUUAGAAUGCGUAAUAAAGUAUUUCAAGAUUGAGUGUGUUGGUGGUUUCAAGUUUGUUCUUCCCUUUGAGUCACUUUUAGAACGAGAGAUGGGUAGGCGAGUUGAUGGAAUGGAAGAAGAAAGAGAGUGUUGUGCUCUCUUGUAGCCCCCAAGUGAACAUUGCUCUGCCGUGCUAUUCGCUUGGGACGAGUCAACCUCGUUGCCAGGGUUCCGGGCUCCUACCCGUCCCUAUAGAGCGAGAGGGACGGGUAGGAGAGAACCCUGGGAACGUGGUUGGGGACGAGUAGGCCUAAAGCUCCCUUAACACCUGAUGAGGUGUACACAAUGUUGUUCUCCAUUUCGCGCGAGGUGAGAUUGGGUCGGUGUUGUGUGGAGGUGCCUUCUCGGUAUGUUUUGAGGGACAAAUUUUGAACCAGUUUCCUGCAGGACCUUGUUUUCCAAACAGUCCUAUGGUUAAUGCCCGUGGUGCAGUUCCGCAACACCAGCCCAGUCCCACACGCGAACCUCAAAAUGUCUAAAGCCCUGUGCAAACGGACGCAACAUUGUUGGAUGUUACAUGUUUGGUACGUUUGCACACCCUGUUGCACGCAAAGUUUUUUAAACUGGUCAAAGGUUUAGAUCCGUGCAAAUGGACACAACAACUCUCGACAAUGUUGGGAGUUGUUGCGUCCGUUUGCACGUAGCUUAAUAAUCUUCAUGUGAUUUUAAGUGAGCAGCUUGAAAAAAGGCUUAGGUUGAUACCCAGGGAUCAAACGCUUUGAUAAGGUACGAGAACUGACUGUUCACGCAAAAUUCGCGCACCUGUUCUCAGAGGCUCCUUUCUUUUAGCUGAUACAAAUUUUACGUAAAUACAGUCGACACCCGAUGACUCGAACCUUCAAGGGAAAUCGGAAAAAGUUCGAGUUAUCGGGAGCUCGAAGAAAAUAACCGAGAGUAAGGUAAAAAACAGUUUUUUACUGCACAGUGAACAUUGUAGUAACAUUUAAUUGUAGAAAUGUCAAGUGAAAAUCUAAAGAUACUUCUAGAUUACAAAACAGAACGUAACGUAACAAAACAUAGCCUAAAUAGAGCAUGCGUUUUACUGUUUUGAGAAGUAAAGCUGCUUCACGUUAGCCUGUGGCAAUCAACAUCAGCCUCCAUUAGUAAACUAUACUCCUACAACACGUUAAUAGGAAAUCCAAAAUUCAAUGUUUCGGACGCCAGUAGACGGUUUUUUUCCCGACUUUUUAAGGGCUCAAAACAUGGUUCGAGUUAUCGAGGGUAAAAUUAUAUGGAAAAUGACCUGAGAGGAAACGAAAAUUGGUUCGAGUUAGCGGGAGUUCGAGUCAUCAUAGUCCAUGGGCCAGGACCCCAAAUUUGAUGAUUUGGUACCAAAAAGAGGGACAAAGAGUGGCUUAUAUUUUUUAAAAACUAUGAAUCCUCUAGUUUAUUUUAAUGUAUGAUAACCACGUCAGAUGAGUAGUUUUAUAGGGUUUAUCACGUAAUGAAGUGACGUCACUCAGCUUUCAACAAUGUCGAAUAAAUGUACAUAAAUAAGUUUUUACUCAUAUUUUUACUCAUGUUUUGGGGACACGUCUAGAUGAUUAAAUGGUACCACAGUUUUGCAAGUGAUUUUUGAGGCUUUUGUAACAAAAUUAGAUGGAUUUUGGUGUUGGUUGCCAUGGUAACGUAGAAAGGCAGCCUUUUAAACCAGAAGGUCGAUAUAAACUAAAUUAAUAAAAAUUAAAUGUUUGAAAAAUCUGUUAAAUGAUAGUUCUAGAUGACAACUGGAUACUAGCUUGACUCAGGUGUUAUAGCUACCUAUGGCGCUGCUUUAAUACGACAUUACCUUUUUGGCGGCCAUAUUGGAUCCGCCAUCUUUGAUUUCCAAACAUGCCAAUUUUGUCCCCUGAAGUGCCCAAAAACGAACAAAACUGAAAGGAACAUGCAAAAUCCUCAUAAUUCAAGCUGUGAAGGAAGCUGCUCUUAAAGCUGUAAACUAAAACACCAUAGAGGCAAACUCUUCCGCUUUGCUAGAGAUUUCUCCAUAUCACUAGCAAAAGUACUAGUACUAAUUGUGGUUUUUCAGUGAAGUCAUGCCUUUUAGACAUCCGAGGUUGACACGCAACACGUUAUAAUUCCUCUUUUAAUGACCAUUUGUUUUUUUAUGUAUUUUGGGUACACAUUUGGCAAGUCAUAUGUUUAAAUGUAGCAACGACUUCUUCUGUGGUCAAUAAAUUCACACACAUUUUAUUUAUCAUGUUGACAGCCAAAGGCAAUAAGCUGAAAAACAGAAUCAGACCACAUAUUCUAGUCCUCGUCACUCUCGUAAUCAUCAGCAUCGACGUCUACUGUGACAGCUUGUUCUUCUCGCCUGUUGUCACAAUUGGAGAGCCGGCACAUGUCUGUGCACUUAAGACCAUUCGCAAGGCAGCUAUAGUUCGGGAACCUAUACAAGAUUUGGUGCAAGAACAAGAGAGUAGCUGUAAAACCGUUGCGGGAGCUGGCUGACCACUCAUCCAAUCAAUCCCUAACUUGUUCUCAUCCUGAAUUCAGCCAUGUCUUAUGUUUAUACAGGCAAUCAGCGCAAGGCAGUAGUUGGCCGGACUCGAUGUUACCUCUCUUUGAACAGAACAAUCUAUAUCUAAGCUCAUUGAUGCUGUUUGUCCCUGGGUGGGAACUGUACAUACAACAGGUGAAAUUCUGAAGCACCUGGAAUAGAUUAUCUGAGAAUUCCCAUUCCACUCCGAAGAGGUCAAACAUUUCCUGAAAGGAUCUCUGUUCUUUGACAAUUCGAAGUGCAUCAAUCUUACCCCGUCCAGCAAAAGCACUUACUGUGUCCCAACCAGUUGUGUUCCACACUUGAAAACUAUUGAAGACGGAAAUAAGUACUCAAAUGACACACAAAGAAUAAAGACAUCUGUAUCUUUUGGUACCACAAUCAAUGUACUGUUAUCCGAUCUGGCUGCAUGAGAGAGAUGAAAGAAGGCGCACUAAAACCCACAAAAGGUUUUUUCUUCGGGUAUUUUCUAACGCUUCCUGGCAAUUUACUUCAACAUAUGUUCUUGGCUUAGGGUAGCCUGCGUAGCAAGCGUUUCCUCGCGAGGUUCGUCUAGAAAGCUGGGACAAGAGCAAAAAAACAUGAAUGACGGGGAAGGGGGUGGGGAACUUCCGCUCUAACUUUCGCGCAAUAACUCGAUUGGAAACGCUUGCUACGCAGGCUAGGCUUAGGGCGUUGACGCUCACCUGCAUCCUCAAGCUGGGAAUAAGAAACACCAUGACCAUAACAGUUUAGUAUAGACAGUAGCUCCACACUGUUUGUAAGAGUUUUUACAGUGUACGACAGAAGAAUUUGUUUAGGUGGCUUAAUCAUCCCUCUGGUUACUCCAAAUACCAGGUCUUGCGCGAACGACUUCAUCAACCGCUGGACUCUUUGACAACAUUAUCUCUCUAACGAAUAUUUGCUACCAGUCAGCAAGGUAUGCAAAAACGCACUGUCAUUGAGCUCUGAAGGGCGCGGUGGCCAUGACAUUUUGCUUUCUUUGUUUAGAAAAGCAUCGCGGAUGUCAGGCGCAGCUUUCUGAAUAUUGGAGAUCUUUGUUGUUGAACCUUUGGUUUCUUUUUCUGCCAUAAGGAUAUUUAGUACAUUUCUGGCGAUUUGCACUGGCGUUAGGCUAGCAGGGAUUACGAAUACACGGUUGCUGUCUAGCAAGUUUUCAAACUGGAUCAAUAUAAUUAUGCUUCUAUGUUCCUUUUGAUAUGCGUCUUUGUUGAUGGCUUACAUUCCUUAGCCCGUAAUGACAUAAGAUACUGAACAAGUAACUGGGUCAUCUCAAACAGCCUUACGUCUUUCUCAUUUUCUAUCACAAUCAAAAAGCAUCUAGUAAACAUCUGACUCUAGACGGGCAUAUUCAUCAUCCGAAGAUUCACUGCUCAUAUCAGGCGCGACACAAGGGCAAGCAUCUUGCUGUCAUUCUUUUGUGUAGCAAUCUUUAAGAUAGAGCUAUCUGCACGCAUAUCUCGGCAUUGUACUAAAGGCUCACGAUUCCUAGUACCCUUGAAAUUUUUUGGCUUUUCACCAAAAAUACAAUUGCGCUCGUAUGUUGUGGAAAUAUUAGAAGAUCCUCGAAUAGAGACUCUCCUACCCACUUGCUCCUGGUGAGUCUGGCUAUUGGAUGAUGGCUGGGAUAAUCCACGACUCCUCGUCUUUAGGAUUAACUAAAUCACUGCCGUCGUCGGUGCAGUAAAUGAUCCACUUCUUCUUGCAGAAUCGUUUGACUGCAUUUGACUCCUCAGCAUCAUCAACACCUCUCUUAGAUGAGGACCCUUUUUGUGUCAGAUGAAUAUUUUUCAGCGUUUAAGUUGCAAUCAACUGCAAUAAACGGGGACAUAACAGCACAUACGGUAUAUCAUAAUUUACGAAAGUCUGGACUUCCAAAAGUUUUUUUUUCCAUAGCGGUGCCGUGAUUUGGAAUGAGUUACCACAAAAAACAUACGAAGAAUAACAUCGCUAUGUCAAUUCAAAAGGGAAGUAAACCAGUUUGCUUUCAAUUUUUCUGUUUCCCAGCGCAGGGUUAUUAUGUAAGCCAUUCAGGUGUAUGUAGUCUUUAUAUCCUUUUUACUUCACUUAACCUUCUCAGACUGAUGAUUUUAUCGUGUUUAAAUAAACCAUAUGUAUCUAUGUAUUAAAAAUUGGCAUAUCAUAUUGAGUUUUCAUUACCGAAUAACCGAUAAUUCAAAUAAUGUUGACUGCAACAGGUUGAUCAUUCCUAAAAUUAGAUUAUAUUUCAAAAUUUAUAAAUAUAUAAGCAGAUGUGUAUGAUCGAUAUGAGCCAAAUACGUACAUUCAAUUUCUAUCGGAUUAUCGAAGUGAACAUUCUACAAGAUCUGUAAGUAUUUCCAAAAUUCUGUUUAUUAAGUCAAAAGUUCAAAGACUUUUGCCUCAGAAAGUUUAAGCGCUUUAUUAACUAGAUUAUUUUGCUCACUUUUCUUGAAAUUAUUGCGUUUUACUUGGUAAAAUGGCUAUUAAACCGGCAAAUCAAGAACCCACUACCCUGCCAUGGUAGCCGCCAUUUUGGAUUUUACCCAUAAUGCAAUGCGAAGGCUACUUUCGAGUUUCCUUCGCUCUACUUUGGUUAAAUUCAGAACAAAUAAUAUUUUGGCGAUAAAAAAGUGCAACAAAAACUUCUCAUGUCUCUCACAAUAAAUUAAACUACAAAAGAUAUAGUACAUAUGAAGUGCACAUUUAGUAUGCUCAUAGGUCAUUUCCGGCACUUUUACAUGAAAAAAAUACCUUGAAAGCUACUGCUACAGAAAGGUUAUCAUACAAAUUUUCAAUCUCCACCUUAUAUGCUAUCAAUUUGCAGCAAUCAUCCUUUGUCCCUCAAAUUGGUACCAAAAUCUGGAUUGGCCCAUGGACUAAUCAAGGGUUCGAGUUACCGAGGGUAAAAUUACAGUAAAUGUAUGACGGAAGUCCAGGGAAAAUCGAUUUUGGUUCGAGUUAGCUUCUAUUUAGGGUUAGGGUUGUUGCGAUUCAAGUACAUAAUAAAUAAUAGAUGUACCUUAGAUUAUAAUUGGCCAUAAAGUAAAUAGGACAAAUUCUCUAGUGUGUUUGUGUUUCUUUCAGCUUACCAACAUGGUCUCUAGAGCAUUGUGGUUUGAUUUACUUUGGAAGCUAUGGUAAGUGGCAAUGUUUCGAUGGCUUAGUUUAAUUAGAUUGACAGCUUUGAUCAAAAGUAAGGUUUUAUUUUUAAAAUCAAAUUUGUUCGAAGCCUUGCAAUUUAUUCCGUCAUCUUACAAGUUCAAGCAAGUAAUUUUUCAAUUCUCUCAUGACCCUAGUGGAGGCUGGUUCUUGCGGCAAGAUUACUAGCUGCUUUAUUCCAAAUAAAUUCUGAAUAUAACCGUCAUUCUGGAAGUGUGAAGGUUGGGCUGGACUCGGGUUUUGUUAAAUGCCAUGUUAAAUAAUUCACAAGCCAUGGUACUUUUUGUAAAAUCCACAUGGAUUUGAUUAGUGUUUCACAGCAUCCAAGUCGAUUUAGAAAGAUGCCAUUGAUCUUAAAUUAGAGAAUCGAACAUAAGUUGUUCGGUCUGUUAGAUUCGUCGAAUUAAUUUAGCAGUUACUUUCUCGGCGAUGUAAUGUCUCUCGCUCUUUAAUUUAAUUACACAAUUUUCCUUUUUGCUUGUAUUUCUCAUCACGCCUUAAUUUAACGGUUAACGCGUCUCCCUGGUAUGUUCAACUUACCAGCCGUCGUGUAAAUCCUGUACUUAAGGUUUGCGCUAAAUUCGUAUAUCUGGACUAACAAUUCUUAACAGCCUGGAUUUUAAGGCAGUGUACAUUAUGUCACGUGAAUAUGAUUAUCUUCCAGACACGUGGUUUCAGAAUGCGAUAGUGUCUAUGACAGCCUGAGAGUCGCGUUUGAAUAUCACCACACCGAAUAAACCCGGCAAUUCUUUGCAGGAUCAGAAACAUGAGCUUUUAAAUGAUUUUCUCGGCUUUGAACGUCGAUCUUAAUAUUCAAGAAUGACCAGUACUCUUACCUUUGCCCAUAAUAACAACAUGAGAAAUAAAACGAGUCGAGACGAAAAUCUCGUGGCUAAUCUGCAUGGCCUUUACAGCAUGGGUACAUAGCUGUUUAAAAAAAACCGGUUACUGAAAAAAAAACGAAACUACACAAAAGGUUUAUGCCCUUAUUGAUAUUAAAUUAGAGAGAUGUUUCUCUCUUUAUUUUAUUAUUGAAAAUUGAUAUCAACAAGAGGAAGACUUAAACUGCAGGUCUAGAGACAGGUGGAUUGUCAUGCUGUCAAUCGUUGACAGGUACGGUACCUGGUGGAAAUAAUCUUAUUAAAAAAUAACCUCGACUCGUUAUUCAUCAUGUCCAAGCUGGAUAUUAGUUUCUCUAAGCUCGAUUGCCAGUCGUUAAAACGAAGUUCUUUUUGCGCUUUUCUCCCAAAGGAACGCUAAGGCACAAAACAGCUUGUAAACUUGCCUAUGGGUAUAUUCAACAGGGUGCCAUUUACAGCGCGAACGAAUUUUUUCACCUGCCAAAAUUGUCUCAAGAGUCACCAAACUUUAAAGAUGCCAUACAAUAGAUUUGAAGGCGAUAAAAUCCGUUGUUCUUUGAAUACUAUCCCCUUCGUCGGGUCAUCUUAGUUCGCGAACGUGGUCAAUUAAAGUUACUUUUUUAACCGACGAUCUUUUUUGGUUGCACGAAAAAUUUCGCGUGUCUCAGGUGCGAACAAAGUUACAAAUAAAUUGGUAAUUACAAAAUUUUUAAAUUUCUUGCAAACGGCAAAAUCUAGUUUUUCUUGAAGUUCAAACAGGGCCAGGACCUCAAGGUUAUGCAGUGUCGGUGACGUAUCCGACGCUUAGACCACGUGACCCGAGCAAAUAAAUCGUGAGGAAUAAAGACGCCCGUGCCUUGGCAAACUCGUCAGGGCUACCGGGAAUUCCUCCGUGGAAUGAGACGUUUUUUCUUAUUUUGUUUAGUGGGCUAUCAUUUGCCAUUAAGCGAAAUAUGGACAAUGAAUAACAUGCAAAGUAAAUAUGUAUAAUCGCUAUAAUGGCGCGAAUAAUUACAAAAAUUAUAACUUUUUCAGUAACUUUUAAAAGGUUCAGUAAAUUGACAGCAUAUGGAAACGAAUUAAACUUCGAACAGUGCGAGUAACAUCCUAAUCUUUGAAAUACUUUGUUUGGCUUUUGCAAGUUUCUCCAAUUUGUCCCGCAGUGGAACUAACAGAGCAUGGGCUUAGGAUAGUGGAUCGACUUCUCUAGCCUCGUUUACAGACUUGUUUAAAUUGCUUUUGCGCAAACAAGUGACACCCAUUUAAGUAAUAUUUUCGUUCUUUAAUGUUAUUAUUUUCUUUUAAUCAGUCUUGUGUCUGUGAUUUUAAAUUCACUCAAAGUGCUUGGAAAACGAGCAAAGACGUCGAAGUCGAAACAUUGGAAAGCUCCCAGACCUCAUAUAAUCAUGAUUGUCGCUGAUGACCUGGUAUGGAACAUCUUACUAUAAGUAAACUGAACCUAAAUAAAAUUUCAGAGGCAAACAGCAGUUCUUGGUGGAAGUGGCUAAAAAAAGUAUUCAUCGGGGGAACAAUAGUGAAGUUUACAGUCUUCAAAUAUAGGAAAACAGGGAGCAUCUUAGUUUCUCGUCCGCCUUAGUUUGUCUUUUCUUUUUCGCCAAAAAUCGAAACACUCAGUUGCUUUGUUGUGGCUUGGAAUUACCAAUCAGAGGUUUCACGGAAAGUAUUCUGUGCAGGAUGUUAGUUUGGAAAUGGAAGGAAAAGAAAAACUAAAAGCAAAUUGGCGCGACUGGAAAGAAUUCACUGGUCAAAGUUAUCGUUUUUGUUCAUUUUGGUGAUAGCAAGAGUGAUUGAACGUGUGGAUACCUUGAAAUGGACAGUUCUCCUUGUUAAAAGGUUUCUUUUAGAAAGGUUGAAACAUGUAUUUUCAAAGAGUUUCUGCUGCAUUCUGUUUUUUAGGGCUGGGAUGACGUUAGUUUUCAUGGCUCUCCCCAAAUCCCCACUCCACAUAUCGAUAAGUUGGCCAACGAAGGUGUGAUAUUAAACAGUUAUUACGUUUCACCAAUCUGCACUCCAACCCGGGCCUCUAUUAUGACCGGUAAACAUCCGGUCAACCUAGGUAAGUUAUAUCUCAUUCACCAAAAGUAAGCAAGGAAGCUCCGCUUACCCAUGCAUACAGUCAAAUCACUCCUGCAGUGAGAACAAAUGAAGGAACAGAGAAUUAACUCUGGAGUGAAAAUUCGACCGCCACAAAUAGCCAUUAAACCCACUGUGCAUUAGCCUUAGUACAAAGAAUUAGACCAUACGAGCAGAGAAAAGUCUUUUGACCUCCCUUAAAGAUCUAUUAAGAGUGACCAUUGAGUACAAAAAUUAUGUUUACAGGGUCUUACAAAACUCUACCUUAUUGGAAUUACUUGGAAUUCGAAUUAAAAGAGACCAUAACAGAAACAUUUAAGGAUGAUUAAGAGACGAUUUGACAGCCACCGAUAGGUUCCUUUUAAAAAUAAUCUUAAUAACAAAGAAAGAGAAUUCGAGAGAAGGGUGCCUAUAUCAUGAAUGUUCGAAUGAUGCAUGGGGCAGAAACCACUCGGCACUCACUCAUCAGCAUAGUAUUCCCAGGGAAAAGAGUCUCACUUGCUGGCGGUCACAGACCCUGCCUUACGAGUGCAAAGAACUCCCUAAAACCAAGAAUUAUGCCAUGCUGAUGAGCCGUUAUGAGUACCACUGCCCGGGCGAUUUGGUAACUGUAGCCUUAACAGGUGCUUCUUUCCUGAAUUUUAUUCUUACUUCUGAUUUUGUUUUAUUGCUUUAGCUUUAGAGAUAUGAGGCUUAUAUUUGAGUGAUUGUUCAGUCAAUUAGUUUUUACGUAAUAUUUUACAGGUAUUCAACAUGCAACCAUAUUUGGUACUCAGCCGUACGGUCUUCCGUUGGGCGAGGCCACUGCACCACAAUAUCUCAAGGCACUUGGUUACCGGACCCACGGCGUAGGAAAGGUAGAUUAAGCAGCUUAAGCGACAACGACAGCGCGGCUACUCAAACGUCACUUAAAAAUUGAAUUCGCGCUGCUGCAAACUUUGUCGCGGCUAUUCCAUCUCGCUCAAUUCGUCAGUUGUUGGUAAUUUUUUCUGGAGUUGAAUUCCUAGAGAGGUAGACUGCAAAACAGUGACUUUCUAUGGAUAAUGAAAAGCCGUUUAUUUCAGGUAUAUUCUGAGAUCAAGGUAAUUGAUUAAUGAAGGUCCUGAGAACGAGAUUGUCUUUUGACAAUUAUUUUAACAGGGAAACUUUACUCGUUUAAGUCUGAAUACUUAGUUAAUUUCUAAUCGUCUUUCCAGCUUAAUUGUUUCUGGAUGUUUUCUUUCAGUGGCAUCUUGGAUUUUUUGAGAAGGAGUACACGCCCCUGUAUCGCGGGUUUGAGAGUUACUACGGCUUCUGGAAUGGAAAGGAGGACUACUGGGACCACACAUCACUAGAAGAUGUCUGGGGUACAGAUCUGAGAAAUGACAUGGAGGUAGACUCAGGCUAAACUAUUAUGCGCAUGCUCAUGGUUGGGUUGUUGAUGACGUAGCAUUCUCAUUCCCCACUUUAGAAACGAAAAGGAAACUUGGCCUAGUUAGUCUUCGCAAAGACAGGAGACAGGGGAAAAAAAUUGGCCAAUAGCUGAUAGGGACGUCUGCAGCAACUAUCCCAGACGUCUUUGCGAAGGCUAACUCGGCCCAGUUUCCUUCUCGUUUCUAAAGUGGGGAAUGAGAAUGCUACGUCACCAACAACCUUACCACGGGCGUACUGGGGAUGCGCCUAUCGGCUAUUGGCCAAUUUUUUUCCUCUGUCCCCAGUAACAGUCCCAGGCGGCUUUGCGAAAGUUUAGCUCGGCACAGUUCCCUUGCCGUUUCUAAAGUGGCGAAUGAUCAGAUCCUGUCGUUUGUUUUGGUCUAAAAUAAAGCUGAGAGACACUAGGAACGAGAAUGGUAUCUUAUUUGGCUUUUUGAAUUAUACGGCAUACAGGUACCUACAUGGCUAAAAUACCAACUUAGAAAGUGACAAAAUUUUUUUUUAUUUAGCACGCCUAACAGACCUAUCUCAAGAUCCUGCCCAGUUCUUAAUACAGAGAAUUCAAAAGCGAGUUUCAGUUCAUUCCACAGAGUUACUGUUUUUUUUUUCUUUUUCAGUUUUUUCUUUUAAUUUUCUUUUCUUCAAUUACUUCUUUUUUGGCCUACCUGCUCUAAGACAUUGGCUGAUUUUGGUGGUAGAAACUUUAUCUUUCUCUCACUAUUAUUUUUCUGUAGCCUGUCAAAAAUGAAAGCGGUCACUAUGGUACAGAGUUGUAUACAGAAAUAGCUGAACGGAUUAUAGAUACCCACAACAAGUCUGAGCCACUUUAUUUGUACCUCGCACAACAAGCUGUUCACUCAGCCAAUGAACAAGAUCCUCUGCAAGCACCGAAAAGACUGCUGGAUGUAAGUGAGAAUAGAGCAUACGCGAUGGACGUUCGACCCUGAUUUUAUCUCGUCUCCGCAAGGGCCUGUUUCUCGAAAGGCCCGGUAACUUUUCGGGUCCAUAUUUUGAAAUCAACACCUGUUGAAUAGUAGGCACAGUUCUUAACUCACAAACCGGCCAAUUUGCUUCGUUAACUGCUAGUUUCAAUAUACCAUUUUCAAAAUUAUUGAAACUUUGAUCUUGAAUACAAACACGACAAACAUAAAACAGCUUUUCGGGCCCAAAAAGGUAUGGGCACUUUCAGAAACGGGGCCCUGAAUAUCAGGCCAGUGCUCUUAAAAAGAUACUUUUCUCAUUAAAUGUUUUUUUUUCGCUUUAUUUAUGAACUAAAUGCAUGAGCCCGGCUGCACAAUGGAAAGAUUGGUUAAGAUUCGGUGUAUUCGACAUAUCCUUGCCAAAUAAGGUUUUUGGAAAGUAGGUGAAGGGUCCCACACAAGCAAAAAGAAAAAAACCCUGUAUUUAUAGGCUGCUUUGAUGAAUUCACUGGCAGUUAUCUCACUUUAAAUUCAAGGUCUUCAAGCUCGAACGUUUGUCUUUUCCACGACUCAUUGCAAUGGAAGUCAGCAUACAAAUCAAUCAAGUAUUAAUUUUUUAAAGCAAAAUCUGGAUUUUUAGAACCUGCUAGGAAAAAGGCAAAAAACGAAUAUGGAUUUAAAUAAUUGGGAGGUUAAAAAAAUCAGGGUUAAAACUACAGAGUGAAUUUUCGCAAGGUACAAACAAAGCUUACAAAAGUUGUAUGUAGGUUCUAUGUCUAAUUAUGUCAUCUCAAUUUUGUAUUUAGAAAUUACCCCGUUUUUCAUCUGACGAAAGAAAAAUGUACGCGGCGAUGGUAGCUUCGUUAGAUGAGUCAGUUGGCAACAUAACUAAAGCUCUGAAAAGAACAGGAUUAUAUGAUAAUUCUGUUAUUGUCUUCACUACUGACAACGGAGGUGCACCCAGAGGAUUUAACUGGUAAUAGGAUCAGUUUAGGUUCUAGGAAACUGCCUACCCACCCCACCCCUAACCCAUGUUUCUCACUGACGUGUGACUAAAGGGCAGAAAUAUGGGUUAGGGUGGGGUGGGUGGACAGUUUCCUAGAAACCUAAAGUGAUCCGAUUUUCUUAGGCUAUGUUCACAAUAUACCAGUUAGCUCUUGCGCCGGCGCGAAAAUUAUACCGGAGAGGGCUUCUGUUCACAUAUGAGGACGGUGAUUUCGGCGCGAAUUCUGUAACGGAGCGAACAGAAGCUGUGCCGCACCAGGAGCCCAUGGCCGCACUGAUCUCGAAAGUGUAGCGUCGCAUAUCGGAUAGGUUCUGUGCCUCACUUUGGUGCAGUGUGAACAGGUAUUGGGACCGUGGCGGAAGUGAAUAAGUGGGAGUGAGGACUGGAAUCCACUAAGACGGAAGUAAGCGACUUGUUCCAGUUCUGUGCCGUUGCUGUUCAUAAUAUAACGCAUAGCUUUUUGUGUUGGCACCUUAGUUUCUUUAAUACAGUUGAACCUCUCUACAACGGGCACCUUGGAGACAGAAGAAAGUGGCCGUUAUAAGAAGGUUGCCGUUGCAGAGAGGUUUUAAACAAGAGUCAAUGCAUGGAUUGUCCGCCGGGACAAAAAAAAGUGACCGUUGUAGGGAGGUGGCCGUUAGCGGAGGAUAGACUGUAUAUAGAAAUGUAUGUUACCUUUCUACGUAAGCCUAAGCCUGUGGAAAAGACCAGCUAAUUAUGUGAUGUGAGUGGAAUACGGCCAGUCCUUUUAACAACUCGGGUUUCAGUCUUUGUUUCUGCAUUUGCUUAAUAAAAGUAUACCGCUUAGGUAUAAAAAGAUGGAGCAGUUUCAUCACUCUUUGCUUUUCUUUACUGAAGAUAAUACUGAAAUUAGAUCAUCAAAUCAAGAAAUUGUCUUUAAUUUCAACCUCUGUAGGAAUCAAGGCUGUAACUUUCCCUUUAAAGGAGGUAAAGACACCUUCUGGGAGGGAGGGGUCCGUGGAGUGGGAUUUGUACACAGUAAGCUGAUUAAGAAGAAAGGGCGUGUCAGCUAUGACUUGAUUGACGUCACAGACUGGUUACCAACCUUCUAUCAUUUGGCCGGAGGUGACGUUACUGCCAUCCAGGAUAAGAUUGAUGGCAUGAAUCAGUGGGACACUAUUGCACAUGGCAAAAAGUCACCAAGAACUGAGGUAAAGAGAAACAAUUUUGGUCUAAACAUGCUAUCGUAAAACAAGAACAUUAACCAAAAAAACAACAACAUACAGCUUGGAGAAAAGCGCUGUUUCUUUCUUCAUUUCUUCAAUUCCGAUUCUCCGUUUUACUUUUCUUUAUUUCAUUACGUUUGCUCUAGGUUCUUCACAACAUAGACCCAAUCCGCAAGUUUGCAGCCAUUCGUAUGAAACAGUACAAGCUGAUUAUUAACCAAGAUGCUGUGUUCAAAACUACAUGGCACCCGCGCUACAGCUUCACCGAAGAAUUGGACGGUGAUCAGCAGCCCUCCACGUUACCUGGCGCGGUUAUCAAGUGCGGGAAAUGGGACAAAAGUGAAGCGGCUUCUUGCGAUACUGAUAUUUUUCCUUGCUUAUUUAAUAUCGAAGAAGGUACAUCGAUUUUUGAUGUUGUCAGUGUAUUAUCUUUUAACUUACCUUAAGUUUUGCAGCAACUCAAAUAAUCAACACUGUAUUACUGGUGAGCUCCCCGCCAGGAAACACACCCUCCCUGAGGCCAAGUUAACUAUUCUCUCAACGGGGCUAUCUUUAAGCGAUUCGUCACCAACGCACUAAAACCAGGGCGAGCACCCAGUUCAUACUGAUUGGUUGAAAAAGUGGAGCGGGAUUUUCAGCCAAUCACAGGGCUGGUCUUAAAGAUACAAAAUCAAAGACAUGAAGAAAUCAAUUUAGACCGGCACUAAGAAGCAUCGUUGUCACGGUUGCUGUACUUCUAUGAAAGAUAGACAAGCUGACUUAUUGUAAAUGUAAAAUGUUCCACUUUUGCUUGCCUGGUGUUUUCUCAGUCUCAGUACUUUUAGACGUUUGUGUGAUAUUCCUUAAAGUUUUAACCUGCCUCGCCUGACAAAACAGCUGAGAUUUCAUGACACUACCGUUGGUUUCUACGCGGAACUGAUGAAAUCUAAGAAACGGGCGCAGAAAAUCCAUACUAAUGACGUGUCACUACCCAAAUCUGGGCAGUGCUUGUGAUUGGUUGGAAAUUUGAUCAUUGCUCGUAUCUCAGACGUCAUUUUGCGUUGGCGUCACGAGAUGUCAGCUGCCCUCUCAAGCUAUAUUAGCCUUUACCGACUUUUGUUUUGGCAUUUCUCUUUCAGAUCCCUGUGAGUACAAUAACAUAGCGCACUCCAAUCUUGACAUUGUUCAAAAGCUGCUUCACAGGCUUAUCAAAUACCAGAAAAAUGCUCGUCCAUUGUGGUUCCCUGAUAGAGACCCGGAAGGAGAUCCAGCAUACCACACAGGAAGCAACAAAGGAUACUGGGCACCUUGGAUGGAGUCCGAAACCAAUGAAAAGAUUUUAAAGAAAGUUCUUGAUAAUAUUGCAGUAAUCAGUGGCAAAAGACAUCACAAGGAAUGCCCUCCGAUGAACAAUGUAACUGUAAUAGAAAAAGAGCAUAGUACUCAUGCAGAAUACGAUAAAGACGUGUAUUACAUGCUGAAGGGGAUUCUCCACCAGGCUAAUAAAGGGAAAAAGGGUUUGAUCCCUAAAAAGUUUAAUGUGUUAAUGAAAGAGUCAUUGGCAAUGUUGUAUAGCAAGAUGAAACACAAGACAAGAGCUGAUAAUUUGAUGCACAAGCUGCAGCUGAUUAAAAAGGCUCAAGUCGCAAAUGGAGCAAAGAGGAAUGAUAUUGAAAACCUUGCUACAAGUGAGAAUAACUUUUCAGAAAAUGCGGAUGAAGAUGACAUGGAAAUGAAAAGUGUUUCAGGGGACGACGAGCGAGAAAUAGAAAAUGUGAAUACUUUGGAUGGUAGCUCGGACCUAGAGAAACAAAAUAAUAUUAAAGAAGUGGAGUCAGUGGAUGGAAAUCACAGUAAGAUUGAAGGAGAGAGCAAUAUUGAA
This is a messenger RNA of Porites lobata, 30580 nucleotides long. NCBI's taxonomy places the organism in Eukaryota, Metazoa, Cnidaria, Anthozoa, Scleractinia, Poritidae. The record is from the annotation of a GenBank genome assembly.